AUGGCCGGUCAUUUAGCGGAACGACCGUCAAUCGAAGAAUGUCCCCGUGACUAUCUAAAGUAUAGAGAUAAUGGAAGCGAGGGUCGGCACGAGAGUCCCCGGACACCGGCAAGGGCAGUAAGGAAUAAUCGGGGCAUCAGAAGUCCGGGAGGCAGAGGCGUCUACGCGCCGGCUGCGGCCGCGACACAAUCUGAUUUAUUGGCCGAACAGCAGUAUUUUAUUCGGCGGGCGCCUCAAGAAAACUAUAAGUUUCCGUUCGGCAGGACCAGGGGAGUUGCCCAG
This is a messenger RNA of Brenthis ino (lesser marbled fritillary), 282 nucleotides long. NCBI's taxonomy places the organism in Eukaryota, Metazoa, Arthropoda, Insecta, Lepidoptera, Nymphalidae. The record is from the annotation of a GenBank genome assembly.